Messenger RNA from Danaus chrysippus (African queen), 402 nucleotides. The record is from the annotation of a GenBank genome assembly. NCBI's taxonomy places the organism in Eukaryota, Metazoa, Arthropoda, Insecta, Lepidoptera, Nymphalidae.
AUGACAGAAUCAAAGAUAUGUAUAAGGUUCUGCUGUGCUGGGAUUAUAGCGAUUUUGUUUUACAUCAUCGACAAUUCGAUGGCUUCUUUAGAUGGAUACAUUCCUGGUGAAGAUUAUCCAGCAUAUGAGGAAGUUCCCCAGGGUCUGUCCUUCACCUGCGAUGAUAAAAUACCUGGAUAUUACGCUGACACGGAGACUAUGUGCCAGGUCUGGCAUUGGUGUGUACCCAGCAUCGGUGGUAAUCUCAAGUACUCCUUCAUCUGUGCUCCAGGUACCGUCUUCAAUCAGCAGAGCAGAGUUUGUGAUUGGUUCUUCAAGGUCGACUGUCCCAGUUCACCCGCGUUUUACGCAAUCAAUGAAGACUUAUACAAAGACGAAGCUGGCAACUACAUAGCGGGAUAG